Molecule: messenger RNA, 951 nt
Organism: Malassezia sympodialis ATCC 42132
Lineage: Eukaryota; Fungi; Basidiomycota; Malasseziomycetes; Malasseziales; Malasseziaceae
Source: the annotation of a RefSeq genome assembly
AUGCGAAUUCACAGCGGCUUUGUUGCAGCUUUGGGGCUGCUCAGCUACGUCAGAGCAGCCACUUGGAUGCUGUCGGAUACUGUUCAGGGCGACGACUAUUACGAUAAAUUCAACUUUUUCUCGGGAAAUGAUUUGCAGCUUACACAAGGCCUCGUCAACUACGUGGAUCUUCAAACAGCGAAAGAUAUGAAUCUAACUUACGUGGAUGGCAACAACUUUGUUAUGCGUGUCGACACGACAAAGGAGCAGCCACAGGGACGCCCAAGUGUGCGAAUUGAGUCGAAGAAAACUUACGGUGACUCGGUGAUUGUCCUUCAAGUAUCCCAUGUGCCGACGGGCUGUGCUGUUUGGCCCGCAUUUUGGACCGUAACGCGGAAUCAACAAGCUUGGCCAGCGGGUGGUGAAAUUGAUAUUAUCGAGAAUGUCAAUGAUCAGUAUCAGUAUAAUCAGGGAUCGGUACAUGUUGAGUCAGGCACGACAGUCUUCAGUCAGUGCAAUGCGAGCGCAAACGAAAACUCAGGCUGUCGAAUUGCUAUGAAUGGAACCAAAACCGACACUGGAGGAGUGGCUCUGAACCAAAACGGUGGGGGUGUAGUUGCUCUGCAGCGCGACUUUUCUGAAGGCGGCCAAGGCAUUCGUAUGUGGUUCUGGAGUCCAGACUCAGUGCCGAGUGACCUGAAAAACCCAGGUGAAAGUGUCGAUCCUUCCCGCUGGGGCAGGCCUGCUGCCGACUUUGGCCUGUCGCAAUGCUCUGACAAAUUUGACGACCAUGUCAUUGUUUUUGACAUAACACUGUGUGGCAGUUGGGCAGGGACUGCAUAUGACCAAUCCUCUUGCGCGUCCAAGUAUCCUGGUUGCGGCGCCCAGGUAGGACAAAAUGGUGAUUCGUUUAAUGAGGCGUAUUGGGAAGUGCAAAGUUUGUUCAUUUAUACUUCGAGCGCUUUUAAAGUG